Telopea speciosissima is the source of this 780-nucleotide messenger RNA. RefSeq names its product protein ATAF2-like. NCBI's taxonomy places the organism in Eukaryota, Viridiplantae, Streptophyta, Magnoliopsida, Proteales, Proteaceae. The transcript has a single exon. The record is from RefSeq and is a predicted model, not a curated record. Gene Ontology annotation, biological process: regulation of DNA-templated transcription. Bases 1 to 780 code for a protein of 259 amino acids. Gene Ontology annotation, molecular function: DNA binding.
AUGUCAGAAAGUUCAGAGAUUAAUAUUCCAGUUGGGUUUAGAUUUAUACCAAUUGAAAAAGAGCUUGUUUGUGAUUAUUUAGCCAAGAAGGUUUCGAGUUGUACAGGAAAUAAGCCGCAGUUCUCUUCAAUGGUGGUGGUUGACAGUAGUGAUGUAUACAACAAGCAUCCAUGGCUUCUUGUGGUUUCUACUAAAGGUGCUGCUCAUAGAAUGAAUAGAGAUGGAGCGAUUUACUUUUUUGUUCCAAUGUCAAAGAAGAAUGCAAACGGUUGGAGACCUAAUCGGAGGAUUGGUGAUAUGGGUUUUUGGAAAUCCACUUCUUCAAGCAAACCAGUGAUGGAUGGUCAUGGAAAUGUGUUAGGUAUGAAGAGAAGUCUUGUUUAUUAUGUAUUUGCUGGUGAUGAUAAGAAUUCCAGUUCUAAAGAUGGAUCUAAAACAAGUUGGAUCAUGCAUGAAUAUAAUUUAGUAGAUCCAAAAAACCCUAAUAAGAAAGAGUUUCAAGAGUGGACAUUGUGUAGGAUCAGCAACAGUGGAAGAAGAAAUAGUAGUUCAACCAUGGAGGGUGAUAUUCAACCAGGGAAAACUGCCACACCAAUGAGCUGCUACUGUUCUUUAUUAUCUACUGAUCAAUCUUCUGCAUCAGGAAAUAAACUCUUCACUGAUGAAGAAGAGGAGAUAUUUCGGUUAUUAUUAAAUGAAGUUAUAUUUGAUGAUGAUCAGUUCUUACUUGACAAGGAAGAAUUCCUACUCUCCAAGAGGAAGAAGAGCGGUAGUCCAUGA